Procambarus clarkii (red swamp crayfish) is the source of this 954-nucleotide messenger RNA. RefSeq names its product mucin-3A-like. The record is from RefSeq and is a predicted model, not a curated record. Lineage: Eukaryota; Metazoa; Arthropoda; Malacostraca; Decapoda; Cambaridae. Gene Ontology annotation, cellular component: cell wall; plasma membrane.
AUGUCUGAUGUUACCAACGUAACCCACGUUACAAGCAUGUCUGAUGUUACCAACGUAACCCACGUUACUAGCAUGUCUGAUGUUACCAACGUAACCCACGUUACUAGCAUGUCUGAUGUUACCAACGUAACCCACGUUACUAGCAUGUCUGAUGUUACCAACGUAACCCACGUUACUAGCAUGUCUGAUGUUACCAACGUAACCCACGUUACUAGCAUGUCUGAUGUUACCAACGUAACCCACGUUACAAGCAUGUCUGAUGUUACCAACGUAACCCACGUUACUAGCAUGCUUCAUGUUACCAACGUAACCCACGUUACAAGCAUGUCUGAUGUUACCAACGUAACCCACGUUACUAGCAUGUCUGAUGUUACCAACGUAACCCACGUUACAAGCAUGUCUGAUGUUACCAACGUAACCCACGUUACUAGCAUGUCUGAUGUUACCAACGUAACCCACGUUACAAGCAUGUCUGAUGUUACCAACGUAACCCAUGUUACUAGCAUGCUUCAUGUUACCAACGUAACCCACGUUACUAGCAUGUCUGAUGUUACCAACGUAACCCACGUUACAAGCAUGUCUGAUGUUACCAACGUAACCCACGUUACAAGCAUGUCUGAUGUUACCAACGUAACCCACGUUACUAGCAUGCUUCAUGUUACCAACGUAACCCACGUUACUAGCAUGUCUGAUGUUACCAACGUAACCCAUGUUACUAGCAUGUCUGAUGUUACCAACGUAACCCAUGUUACAAGCAUGUCUGAUGUUACCAACGUAACCCACGUUACAAGCAUGUCUGAUGUUACCAACGUAACCCACGUUACUAGCAUGUCUGAUGUUACCAACGUAACCCACGUUACUAGCAUGUCUGAUGUUACCAACGUAACCCACGUUACUAGCAUGUCUGAUGUUACCAACGUAACUCAUACUGUAAAUUUACAUUUUCAACAUUGA